Molecule: messenger RNA, 678 nt
Organism: Cadophora gregata
Lineage: Eukaryota; Fungi; Ascomycota; Leotiomycetes; Helotiales; Ploettnerulaceae
Exons: 1
Coding region: 1-678 (225 amino acids)
Source: RefSeq, a predicted model, not a curated record
AUGAAGCUCACACAGCCUCUUCUUCUCCUCGCUCUCGUCUCCCACUCGGCGGCACAGCAAAGGACUCGCUCCCGGCUUCGACCAUCUACAACCGCUGAAGAUCUCUCCCCAGCACUCAGCACUCUUCCUCCAGAGGCACUACCAAAGAUCUCAAACCCACCAAGCCUACCUGCCAACUCGUUCUUGCCACGAGCACAGGAAGCGAACCCUGGUGGUCUUAUGGUGGAGAGAGACAACAAAGACGACCCGUCGCCAGUUGUAUCCCUUGAAAAACGAGCCACGGGAGCACCUCAAGAGCCUCAAACUGUAACAGUACCAUACAUCAAUGCAAGAGCCGAUAAAGACGACCCUUCACCAAUCGUGGUCCGCCAAGCCACAGCAGCAGCUGUCGUUGAAGCAAGAGCCGAUAAAGACGAUCCUUCGCCGGUCGUCUCUCUCGGAAAACGAGCAACACCUGUUGUUGACGCAAGAGCUAACAAAGAUGAUCCUUUCCCAAUCGUGGUCCGCCGACCCACAGCAGCAGCUAUAGUUGAAGCAAGAGCUGAUAAAGACGAUCCCUCGCCGGUCGUAUCUCUUGGAAAACGAGCGACACCUGUUGUUGACGCAAGAGCUGAUAAAGAUAAUCCUUCACCAAUCGUGGUCCGCCGACCCACAGCAGCAGCUGUCUUUGACGCAUAG